UUUACCUCUACUUCCUGAAUUUUGACCUCUGACUCCUGACCUCUGUGUUUUGUUCUGCCCACGUUGCAGAUGACCCAGUCUCCGUGGGCGGAGCAGCAGCAGGGUCAGCUCAUAGGUAGUUUCGAUGAGAAGGCGUACCUGUUGGAGAAACAGCUGAAGGCGGGAGACGACCCCUACAGAGACCACGCCUUCAACCUGGCCGAGAGCGACCGCCUGGGCUCAGAGCGGGUCAUCAGAGACACACGACACUACAGGUGUGCCUCCUUGAAUUAUGACGCUAACCUUCCUCCUACGAGCAUCAUCAUCACCUUCCACAAUGAGGCUCGCUCCACCCUGCUACGCACCAUCAAAAGUGUCCUGAUGAGGAGCCCUCCCUCUCUGAUCCAGGAGAUCAUCCUGAUAGAUGACUUCAGUACUGAUCCUGAGGACUGUCAACUGCUCUCUCAGAUUCCCAAAGUACGCUGCCUGAGGAACGGACGUCGAGAGGGACUGAUCCGGUCCCGGGUACGAGGGGCAGACUCGGCCUCCGGCACUAUCCUGACCUUCCUGGACAGCCACUGUGAGGUCAACACUGACUGGCUACAGCCCAUGAUCCAGAGGGUCAAAGAGGACCGUACCCGGGUUGUCAGCCCCAUCAUCGAUGUUAUCAGCCUGGAUAACUUUGCCUACUUGGCAGCUUCAGCUGACUUGAGGGGAGGGUUUGACUGGAGUCUACACUUUAAAUGGGAGCAGAUUCCCAUCGAACAGAAGAUGUCCAGGAGUGACCCCACACUGCCUAUCAGGUAG
Messenger RNA from Salvelinus namaycush (lake trout), 786 nucleotides. Its product is annotated as polypeptide N-acetylgalactosaminyltransferase 16-like. Bases 70 to 786 code for a protein of 238 amino acids. Gene Ontology annotation, cellular component: Golgi apparatus. The transcript is spliced from 7 exons. NCBI's taxonomy places the organism in Eukaryota, Metazoa, Chordata, Actinopteri, Salmoniformes, Salmonidae. The record is from RefSeq and is a predicted model, not a curated record.